AUGAGAACAUUAACAUGUUGUGGAACACCAAUAGUUCAUUGCGAUCUCAAGCCAAGCAAUGUUCUUUUGGACGACGGAUUGACCGGACAUGUAUCUGACUUCGGACUAGCAAGAUUUCUCCCUAAAGAAACUAGUAACGUUUCUGCAAAUCAAAUAAGUUCCAUUGGCAUAAGAGGAUCAGUUGGUUAUGUAGCUCCAGAGUAUGGCAUGGGAAGUAAGGUGACAACAUAUGGGGAUGUCUACAGCUUUGGCAUUCUCUUGCUAGAGAUGUUUACAGGCAAGAGACCCACUGACCACAUGUUUAGUGAAGGCUUGAACCUUCAUAAUUUUGUCAAGGUGGCUUCUCCUGAGGGAGUUACAGAAAUUGCAGAUCCACUACUUCUUCAAGGAGAUCACACCGGAAGGAGAACCAAUGACACUCAAAAAAAGCUGAAGUGCUUGUGUUCGAUCUUUCAAAUUGGAAUUGCUUGUUCUGUUGAAUCCCCAAGAGACCGAAAGGGUAUUAGUCAUGUUGCCUCUGAAUCGCAAUCCCUUAGGGACAUUCUUCUUAGGUAG
Prunus armeniaca (apricot) is the source of this 555-nucleotide messenger RNA. The record is from the annotation of a GenBank genome assembly. Lineage: Eukaryota; Viridiplantae; Streptophyta; Magnoliopsida; Rosales; Rosaceae.